AUGUCGAUAUUUGGAGUUUUAAUUUGGUUGUCAUUCGCUUUCCUGAAAGUGAAAAGUCUGCUUCACCCUUAUCCUCAUUCAAGCGCGUACUCCAAAAUUGCUUCGCUGUGGAAACAGCCCUUAGAUGCAGUUCCCCUAAUCACCUACUCUUCCUACUCGGAGUCCAACAACGACAUUGCGCCUCUUCCUUGCCACUCUCAUAACGACUACUGGCGGAAGGUCCCGCUUUUUGAGGCCUUAUCCUACGGCUGCGCCAGCGUCGAAGCCGACAUCUAUCUCUCGGACGAACCGAUCCACGAUGGCAUCAAGAAUAUCGACCUGUACGUCGGCCACGAGCGCAGCGCUCUCGAUCCGGACCGAACGUUGACCAGCCUCUACCUCGCUCCGCUGUUCCGCAUCCUCUACGAACAAACCUCGCCCGUCAACGAUGCCCCGCAGGGAGUCUUCCAGUCAUCCCCGUCGACCCCGCUCGUCCUUUUGGUAGACUUCAAACCCUCGGAGAACUCGUCUGCGGUCUGGCACGCGUUGGAUCUACACAUGACUACUUUUCGGGGCCUGGGUUGGCUGACCCGUUGGGAUCGCGAGAAGAACAAGCGGGUUCCGGGGCUGCUGACCAUCGUCGCGACUGGUGACGCGCCGUUUGAGGAAAUUGCCGCGGCGCCGGAUGGGGAUGUGUUUUAUGAUGCGCCGUUGGAAAAGCUGGCUACAGAUGAUCGAUACAACGCGUCAAACUCCUAUUACGCAAGCGCUUCACUCAGCACUUUGGUGGGGAAAAUCGGUCUGGGCCACAGCUUGAGUGACGCACAGAUGGAAGAACUGAAGAGCGCUGUUGGUUUCGCGAAGGAGAAGGACUUGAUGGUCAGAGCUUGGGAUAUACCAAAUUGGCCAGUGGCAACAAGGAACAAGAUCUGGGAACAAUUGCUUGAGGCGGGUGUUGAUGUUUUGAAUCUGGAUGACUUUGGGACCGCGACGAGUAAGGAUUGGCGUUUGUGCAAGAUCGGGGGUAUUGAAUUGUGCACAUAA
Lasiodiplodia theobromae is the source of this 1023-nucleotide messenger RNA. RefSeq lists its product as uncharacterized. The record is from RefSeq and is a predicted model, not a curated record. Gene Ontology annotation, biological process: lipid metabolic process. NCBI's taxonomy places the organism in Eukaryota, Fungi, Ascomycota, Dothideomycetes, Botryosphaeriales, Botryosphaeriaceae. Gene Ontology annotation, molecular function: phosphoric diester hydrolase activity. The transcript has 2 exons. Bases 1 to 1023 code for a protein of 340 amino acids.